UUGUAUUAUUAUUUUUUAUUUAUAUUCAUUUUUUAAUUUUAUUUUUUGUUUAUUUUUUGUUUAUUAUAAAAACCCAGUGGUAGUGACCAAUUGUGAUAUUUUCAAGUGAUAUUUUUAUUUUUCUAAUCUUCUUGUGAUUGUACUUUAUCGUAAAUAAUUAAAUGUCAAUAAAUGGUAAUAUGUUGGCAUUGCUGCUUGUGAUGUCAUUCAUCGCAGUUAAUUUGACAAAUUGUCAAUCUGAUUUGUAUGAUUAUAUACAAAAAAGACACGAAAAUCCAGCUGAGUCUAAAUCUGCUUCUAUGUAUUAUUGUGGUCAAAAAUUGUCAAGUGCACUUCAACUAUUAUGUAACGGAAUUUACAAUGUCAUGCUUAAAAAAAAUAAUCAAGAAUUGGAUAUGGAUAACUUUGCUUACUUCUAUAAUUGGCCUCUAAGUCCAAGAGCAAGUGCAAAUUCAAUGAUGGGAAUAGGUCGUUUCGGAGGUGAAAGAUUUCGUCGUCAAUCACGUGGUAUUCAUGAUGAGUGUUGUUUGAGAUCUUGUUCGAUAAAUGAAUUAAAAAGUUAUUGUGGAGAACCAAGUGCAUAAAUAACAAAAUAAACAAUAAUAAUAAUAACAUUCCAAUUAUAAAGAAAAAGAAAUCAAA
Messenger RNA from Aphidius gifuensis, 642 nucleotides. Its product is annotated as LIRP-like. Bases 162 to 584 code for a protein of 140 amino acids. Gene Ontology annotation, molecular function: hormone activity. NCBI's taxonomy places the organism in Eukaryota, Metazoa, Arthropoda, Insecta, Hymenoptera, Braconidae. Gene Ontology annotation, cellular component: extracellular region. The record is from RefSeq and is a predicted model, not a curated record. The transcript has 3 exons.